GGGGAGGGUGAGGGCGCUCAGUGAACGGGCGGGUAUGGUCCCUGCUUAAUCCGCCCCAGCAACUCCGCAGAAGCGUGAAAAUAAAUAAUUAAACUCGGUGAUUUCACAUUACAGCGAUAUAAUUAAUAGGACAAGUGAGUUUCCCUGGAGAGGAACUGGAGAAGAAGCCCUGCCAUGGUCCCUCACAGCCCUGCGGGCGCCGAUUGAAUCCCGAAUUGCUCCAUCUGGGCUCGGACCCUCCAACGCCCGCUGCAGUGACUCCAGCGUCCCUGCCCUGUGAUUUCAGUCAGGAGAAGCUGCCGAGCGGAGCUGCCCGCGCCUCACCGAGCGAACCCCCCGCGCCCGGCCCGGAGCGGCUCCUCCCCUGCCCCGGGGCGGUCACACCUCUGCCGCCUUCUCUGCCAGCGAACAGCUGCCCCGCUCGGUUCCCAUGUGUGCGAGCACCUCAAACAAACCCCGCGGGCUGCCUGACUCAGCUCUUUACCGGGGCCCGAGCUGCAAAAUGCGGCUGCCGUCCCUCGCAGCCCGUGCUCGGGGCUGGUGCCGCUGACGGGCGCAGCCGCUCCCUCCCUGCGCGGACCUUCCCAGCGGCGGCAGCACCCGCGGCACUUCCCUCUUAAGAAGGCUCCCAAAAGGAUGGCGUCCCUGAUGGAGAUGAAGGAGAUCUUCCGCAGCGCCGACGCCGUGUGCUUCGACGUGGACAGCACCGUCAUCAGGGAGGAGGGCAUCGACGAGCUGGCCAAGUUCUGCGGGGUUGGGGACGCCGUGGCAGAGAUGACCCGCAGAGCCAUGGGUGGCACUGUGACAUUCAAGGCAGCUCUCACAGCACGCUUAGGUCUCAUCAGGCCCUCCUAUGAACAAGUGCAGAAAUUAAUAUCUGACAACCCACCUCAGCUAACUCCAGGAAUAAGGGAGCUGGUGAGCAGACUCCACCAACGAGGGGUUCAGGUGUUCUUGGUCUCAGGGGGCUUCCAGAGCAUUGUGGAACACGUGGCCCUGCAGCUGAACAUCCCCACAGCAAACGUCUUUGCCAACAGGCUCAAAUUUUACUUCAAUGGAGAAUAUGCAGGAUUUGAUGAAACACAACCAACAGCUGAAUCAGGGGGGAAGGGAAAGGUUAUCUCUCAUCUGAAAGAACAGUUCCACUUCAAGAAAGUGGUCAUGAUUGGAGAUGGAGCUACAGACAUGGAAGCCUGCCCUCCUGGAGAUUGCUUCAUUGGAUUUGGAGGCAAUGUAGUCAGAAAACAAGUAAAGGAGAAAGCAAAGUGGUACAUCACCCACUUUGAUGAAUUGCUAAAAGAGCUGGAAGAGCGAUAAAUCCUUGUGUAAAAUAAUCUAUUUAACACCUGUAAAUCCAUUAUACAAUGCCAUUAAACAUUUAUUUGUUUGCAAA
This is a messenger RNA of Taeniopygia guttata (zebra finch), 1393 nucleotides long. It is a transcript of the gene PSPH, whose product is annotated as phosphoserine phosphatase. Gene Ontology annotation, biological process: L-serine biosynthetic process; dephosphorylation. Gene Ontology annotation, molecular function: L-phosphoserine phosphatase activity; magnesium ion binding. Gene Ontology annotation, cellular component: cytoplasm. NCBI's taxonomy places the organism in Eukaryota, Metazoa, Chordata, Aves, Passeriformes, Estrildidae. The record is from RefSeq and is a predicted model, not a curated record.